AUGGACAAUCAACCACCCCCGCCGUCGCUCACGAACCCCCGCUUUACUUUAGAACUCGACGACGAAGCCUCAUCAUCUGCCUCGGGAAAAGAAGCGCGUGCCUUUCAAGCAUACCUUGCCUACCUCUACUCUUACUGGAAGACCCCUGAGUACGCCCAGUUCCUGACACACCCCGGUGCGACGCUGAGAGCGCUUCGACUGCUGCAGGAAGAUUCGUUUCGGCGAGAUAUCAUUCGGCCUCAGGUCAUUGAGAGCUUGCUAGCCGGAGGGGAUCAUGUACAGGGCGCUUCCACCGCUGCGGAAAACGAGGGAUCGGUCGAACGACAUAAUGAAGUACAGGCACCGUGA
This is a messenger RNA of Talaromyces stipitatus ATCC 10500, 348 nucleotides long. RefSeq names its product RNA polymerase II mediator complex subunit Soh1, putative. Gene Ontology annotation, biological process: regulation of transcription by RNA polymerase II. The record is from RefSeq and is a predicted model, not a curated record. Bases 1 to 348 code for a protein of 115 amino acids. Gene Ontology annotation, molecular function: transcription coregulator activity. Gene Ontology annotation, cellular component: mediator complex; core mediator complex. Lineage: Eukaryota; Fungi; Ascomycota; Eurotiomycetes; Eurotiales; Trichocomaceae. The transcript is spliced from 2 exons.